Molecule: messenger RNA, 1992 nt
Organism: Uncinocarpus reesii 1704
Lineage: Eukaryota; Fungi; Ascomycota; Eurotiomycetes; Onygenales; Onygenaceae
Exons: 3
Coding region: 1-1992 (663 amino acids)
Molecular function (GO): ubiquitin binding
Source: RefSeq, a predicted model, not a curated record
AUGCUGGAGCCCAAACCUCCCCCACUUGCACCGGUCCCUCCAGCGAGUAUACGGGACCGCAUCCCCAGCGAGGACUGGGCAGCAUGUUUAGAUGCAUGGAUUGCCUCCGUUGAAUUUCGCCUGAGGCUCUCUGAAAGUGAUUUUGAAUCACUUGCUCCUAAAGAUGGCCAAGCUGUAUCAUUUCUUCUUUCAUAUCAUGACUCUUCGACGACAUUCACUGGGCCCAAAGCAAGCACUUUACGGCGCCUCUGUUUUCUCUUAACGCAACGACUAUUGUUAGUACCGAACCAAGCGUUGGAAGACUCGCUUAAUUGUCGCUUCCUAGCAAAGCUAUGCGCCACAUACAAUUCCGGAUCUGCGCUGAAAUCCCUUCUGAGAAAGGUCUGGCAACGACACUCGAAAUUCGUGACUGCCGACAUUGAGAAGGGGAAGUCAACUUUGAUUCGGCAACUUUCUCAAAGAAACUCUGAAGUAGAACGGGAUGUGCUGGCUACGUUGCAAUCCUUCACGCAACUAGCCUUUUCGCUCCCAGAAAUUGGUUACGUCCUUAUGACGGGAUCGGAUUAUAUUGACACUCUGUUUGAAGCAUAUCAAACCCAAAAGAACAAGACUCUACAAGAUAGUAUAGUCGCCAAUAUAUACGUGUCGCUAUCGUCCCUAAUGCUUUUGUCUCCCCCAGCAAUAUCUCUGCUCUUGGACCAGCUUUUUAAUCUAAAGGCCUUAGCUAAAGUCGACGUAACAACCUUGCAAAAAGGACCAAACUUACUAUCGGACCUUAUCUGCAGCACGAAUUUGUUGAAGCGGAUGCAUCGACUAUUUUCUGCGACUCCUCAAAAACGUGCCGAGAAUCUAGUAUCUAGUUUAAGGUCGUACAUUACAGUGUGUCGUGGGCUGCACUCCGCUCAUCGUCAACGGCCGCCGAAAAAGGAUAAGGGCAAGCAGCGACAAACAAUCGAAGAUGAUGUAAAUGAAUUCCAUGUUCAUAAGAUGUCCUUGGUCACCCAGGUCCAAGACCUUUUUCCAGAUCUCGGGACUGGGUACAUUGUUAAAUUACUAGAUCACUACUCUGACGAUGUCGAAUCCGCGAUUUCCAACCUUGUGGAGGACACUCUACCUCCUCAUUUGAAGUCCCUCGACCAUUCAGAACAGCUACAUAUCGCAGAGGUUAUGCCAGAUAUUGCACCUCGUUCUACACCUCCAGCCCUGCCACCCUCGUUUCCGAGGAAGAAUGUCUUUGAUAACGAUGAAUUUGACCGUUUGGACAUUUCUCAGUCCAAACUACACUUUGGUCGCGCAAAUGCCGAUUUGACGGCUGAUGAUAUCCUGGCAGAUAGGUCCGGGCAUUCGGUGAACAAAGCUGCCAUCCUAUCUGCACUUGCUGCGUUUGACUCGGAUGACGACGAACGCGACGAUACAUAUGACAUUGCCGAUGUCGGUGGAACUGUUGAUUCAAUGCCUCCGGGUACAAGCGUCGACCCCGACACAGAAUCAGGGCGAAGGACAUCUGGUGGACUCAACGAAGACGCGGAGUUCGCUCUAUUCAGACUAUACAAAUCGGAUCCAGACGCAUUUAAACGCGAUGCGGCAACACGGCGGUCCCAGCAACGGGCGUCUCUUCGCAAAGAGACGGGGAUGACAGAUGAGGGCAUCGAAGGCUGGGCAGUGAUGUUGACCCGUGAUCCGAAACCCAUGCUCUCUCUGCCGGACUCUCCGCGCAUGGCCAGAGUGAUCUGCCAUCCACCUCCUACCGGAAACCAGCUGCGGAGGAUGGAGAAGGUGGAGACGGUGACCGCGAUGGCACCACUGGAAGACCACGUGGUGGCGGACGGGGACAAGGGAGAAGUAGAGGGAGAGGGCGUGGUGGGCGUGGAGACGGUGGUAGUCGAGGCGGUGCACGAGGCGAUGUUGCCGGCGCUUCCGGUGACCACGAUACGGCACUUGCUAGGAGACGGAAGGAUGCCAACGGGACCAACGAGCAAAAAAGAUGGCUAG